AUGACGAAGGACAACCGUUUGAGACAGCUACUGCACGGAAUCCGUCUAAGGGAUAACGAGCUACAUACUCCCACACAGCUGCUCAGCUAUAUAAGGAGUCAGGCUUCUAGCCUGAACUUGAGCAAAACCGUGCUACGCAUCUGUUGGAUGCAAGCACUGCCAGAUUACGUCACGACUUUCCUUAGAGUGUUCGCGAAUGAGGCUACCUUGGACAAACUAGUAAAAGCAGCCGGCAGUAUUUGCGUACACACACCGUCGGCUCCACAAGUCAUCCGCAUACCUCCAGACUCAGGGAAUAACGCAUGGAAGGACGCAAAUGAUCAAGUAAAUCAGCGUUUGGACGAGCUAAUGACCCAAGAAGCUGCGUCUAAAUUUUCCGGCGAUCGGUCGCGUUCUAUCUCUUAA
Echinostoma caproni is the source of this 405-nucleotide messenger RNA. The record is from the annotation of a GenBank genome assembly. Lineage: Eukaryota; Metazoa; Platyhelminthes; Trematoda; Plagiorchiida; Echinostomatidae.